This is a messenger RNA of Epinephelus lanceolatus (giant grouper), 989 nucleotides long. The record is from RefSeq and is a predicted model, not a curated record. Lineage: Eukaryota; Metazoa; Chordata; Actinopteri; Perciformes; Serranidae.
GCUGAGAGCCACGGGGCCGUUUUUCAUGGAGGCGAGGCAUGUUUGUGAGGGGAGGAGAAACAUGUCACGCUCCGUGGUGCCGUUUUGCCCCAAAACUUCUGGAAAGUUGACAUGAAGUAAACAGUCUCCUCCUGUCACAUCUUAACCCCUGUGUGUGGGUGUGGAGCACUGCAGUAACACUCAGACAGACGGGGAGUGUCCAGCGACUGGAUUUAAAACUCUACAUGUUGCUUGUUUGUGAAGGAGGAGCGACACUUUUGGUUGUAUAAUUACCCGGGUCUAUUACUGCAAUUAUUUUCUUCAGAGAGAAAAAACACAAAAGUGUAUUUUAAACGACUUUUAUGGAGUUGGCAACACCAUGGUGCAUAAAUAUGGCAGACACAGAGCGAGCGGUGGGGCUGCUAAGGCGCUACCAGGCCAACCUAACCAGCCCAGAGGAGCAGGCCCUGAAGACCAGCGUGGGCAAAGUCUCCUCCAUCUUAGGCAGCCAGCUGUUCCAUGCCCUUCUGGAUAUUCAAGAGUGUUACGAGGUGACCUUGCAACUGAACACAGAACAAACUGUUGUUAAAGAGGACAGCAGGCAGAAUGCGUGGGAGGACCAGGAGGAGGAGGAGGGUGUGUCUCGGGUGCGAGUGACCAGCAGGAGGAGCCCUCACAAAGUAGAGCGAGUUUCUGGCUUGGUGACUGUGUCUCAUGUCGACAUGCCAAAGGUGAGUAAAGCAAAGCAAAAAUUAGUUUCCCAGGAGUCUCCUGAACACAUUGUCUCCUCAGAGUCUAUACAAGCACCAGAAAAGGCAGCUGCUACUAACAGAGGCAGAUAUAAAUGAACCUGAUGAUAUUAAGAGAAAUCACAGAAGUGCCCCGGCAUCAUAAAGAAAGAAAGAAAGAAAGAAACAAACAAACAUGUGUUCCUGUUCUUAAAGGUUGAUAACCUGUGGAACAUUUUAUUGUUGUUGACACAUGACUGCUUAAGCACAAAGCAGUCCUCG